Messenger RNA from Peronospora belbahrii, 270 nucleotides. The record is from the annotation of a GenBank genome assembly. Lineage: Eukaryota; Oomycota; Peronosporomycetes; Peronosporales; Peronosporaceae.
AUGUCGCACAAUGGUAAGGACGACUCGACCCCUCAGAGUCGUGUUGUCAAUACUGGCUUGAAGUGCCAAGAUGUGAGCGAGAACAUUGACUCUGGAAACAAAAAUGCCAAAGAUGUAGUGAACUGGUGGAUGAGAAGCGAAGGUCGUGAGAAAAUAUUGGGAGCUUACACUAUGACAGGAACGGCAUACGCUUACAAUGCGACACUGCAAAGCGAACACUUCUGGGUGCAGGUGUAUGCCACGUGCAAGAACGAAGACUGCGACAAAUGA